This is a messenger RNA of Columba livia (rock pigeon), 1599 nucleotides long. RefSeq names its product casein kinase II subunit alpha. The record is from RefSeq and is a predicted model, not a curated record. Gene Ontology annotation, molecular function: protein serine/threonine kinase activity; ATP binding. Bases 160 to 1332 code for a protein of 390 amino acids. Gene Ontology annotation, biological process: peptidyl-threonine phosphorylation; peptidyl-serine phosphorylation; regulation of cell cycle. Gene Ontology annotation, cellular component: cytosol; nucleus; protein kinase CK2 complex. Lineage: Eukaryota; Metazoa; Chordata; Aves; Columbiformes; Columbidae. The transcript has 13 exons.
GCCAUCUUGUGACCCCCAGCGGAGGGGAGGGAGCCGUCCCCCCGCCGUCCCCCCGCCGUCCCCCCGCCGUCCCCCCGCCGUCCCGGCCCACACAGGCCCCGGCCCCGGCCCCCGGCCCCCGGCUCGGCCCCCGGCCCGGCCCGGCCGCUCCGGGGAAGCAUGUCGGGGCCGGUGCCGAGUCGGGCCAGGGUCUAUGCGGACGUGAACACUCAGAGACCCCGCGAGUACUGGGACUACGAGUCGCACGUCGUGGAAUGGGGGAACCAAGACGAUUAUCAGCUGGUGCGGAAACUCGGCCGCGGCAAGUACAGCGAGGUCUUUGAAGCCAUCAACAUCACCAACAACGAGAAGGUGGUGGUGAAGAUCCUCAAGCCUGUGAAAAAGAAGAAGAUCAAACGAGAGAUUAAGAUCCUGGAGAAUCUGCGAGGAGGCCCCAAUAUCAUCAGCCUGCUGGACAUCGUGAAGGACCCGGUGUCUCGGACGCCCGCCCUGGUCUUCGAGCAUGUCAACAACACCGAUUUCAAGCAACUGUACCAGACGCUCUCGGAUUUCGACAUCCGCUUCUACAUGUACGAGAUCCUCAAGGCCCUGGAUUACUGCCACAGCAUGGGCGUCAUGCACCGAGACGUCAAACCCCACAACGUCAUGAUCGACCACGAGCACAGGAAGCUGCGGCUGAUCGACUGGGGCCUGGCCGAGUUCUACCACCCCGGCCAGGAGUACAACGUGCGCGUGGCCUCGCGCUACUUCAAGGGACCGGAGCUCCUGGUGGAUUAUCAGAUGUACGACUACAGCCUGGACAUGUGGAGCUUGGGCUGCAUGUUGGCCAGCAUGAUCUUCCGGAAAGAGCCCUUCUUCCAUGGGCAUGACAACUACGACCAGCUGGUGCGCAUCGCCAAAGUGCUGGGCACCGAGGACCUGUACGACUACAUCGACAAGUACAACAUCGAGCUGGACCCCCGCUUCAACGACAUCCUCGGCAGACACUCGCGGAAGCGGUGGGAGCGCUUCGUGCACAGCGAGAACCAGCACCUGGUCAGCACCGAGGCGCUGGAUUUCCUGGACAAGCUGCUGCGCUACGACCACCAGACGCGUCUCACGGCCCGGGACGCCAUGGAGCACCCCUACUUCUACCCCAUCGCCAAGGAUCCGGCGCGGCUGGGCACCGCGGCCGCGCUCUCGGCCGCCAACACCCCCGUCAGCUCCUCCAGCAUGUUGGCAGGGAUCACGUCCAUGGCCGCGUCGCAGCCGCUGGGCAGCCUGGCCGCCUCGCCCGUCAUCUCCUCGCCCAACGCGCUGGGCUCGCCGGUCCCCGCCGCGGCGCAGCCGUGACCCCGUCCCCGUCCCGCAGCGCCGGGGCCGCCUUCUGCCUCCCCCCCCGCCACAAACCGCGGGGGAUUUGGAUUAUUAUUAUUUUUUAAUUUCAAUUUCUGUUGAGUCUGGAAAGCGAGAGCAAAGCCGUAGGUUCCCUGUGCCGGUGUCCCCUCCGCGGUGCCGGGGCCGGCGGUGGCCGCGCCGCUCUCCCGAGGGUCGCGGUUAGUGACGCGGCCGCGGUGUAGAAACCCACAAAAAUGACAAAUAAAGUUUAUUUUCUAUGGC